This is a messenger RNA of Spinacia oleracea (spinach), 3280 nucleotides long. RefSeq names its product probable linoleate 9S-lipoxygenase 5. The transcript has 9 exons. Gene Ontology annotation, biological process: lipid oxidation. Lineage: Eukaryota; Viridiplantae; Streptophyta; Magnoliopsida; Caryophyllales; Amaranthaceae. Gene Ontology annotation, molecular function: oxidoreductase activity, acting on single donors with incorporation of molecular oxygen, incorporation of two atoms of oxygen; metal ion binding; protein binding. Bases 102 to 2903 code for a protein of 933 amino acids. The record is from RefSeq and is a predicted model, not a curated record.
UCUUGACUCACUCAUACUUCAUACUAUAAAAGGCAUUGAAGAAGUAGCCACAAUAAAUCCAUAAAAUCACUUUCAAGAUCAUCAUUAGUGCAUAAUUAGUCAUGAUUAAGCUACUCAAAUGUGAGAUUAGCACCACUAAUCUCCUUUCCUCAUAUUCAAUUAACCACUCAAACCCUUGUUCUUCUUCUUCUUCUUCUUCUUCUUCUUCUUUCUCUCUCCUCCAAAGCAGAAAACUGAGUGCUUUUCCUACUCAACAUAAUGAGUCAAAGAUCUUCACUUUGAAAUCCAAACAAAGAGCAAAUGGGUUUUACUACAGUGUGGUGAAGAACACCUUAGAUAACCGUGCUCCUGCUAAGGUGAUUGUUGAAGGAACUGUAAUCUUGAAGAAGAAGACUCUUUCAGGAUUCAAAGAUGAUUUGAAGUCAAAAUUGAUUCAUUCUGAUGAUUCUUUGGUUGGAGGAAAGGUUUCAUUUCAGCUUGUCAGUUCUGUCCAUGUUGAUCCUGCCAACAACUUCAGAGGGAAACUUGGAAAACGAUCAUAUUUGCAGAAAACGGUCAAAGAAGUCACAGGUUUGGCUGAUGGCGAGUCAGCAUUCAGAGUUAGAUUUGAUUGGGAUGAGGACGUUGCUCUUCCUGGGGCACUAAUAGUAAGAAAUGAGCAUGACAAGGAAUUUUACCUAAGAACCAUCACCUUGGAAGACAUCCCAGGUCAUGGUUCAAUCCAUUUUGUUUGCAACUCUUGGGUUUAUCCAGCUCAAAAGUACGAAAAAGACCGUAUAUUUUUCACCAAUAAGACAUACCUACCUCACCAAACUCCUGCACCACUAUGUAAAUAUCGAGAAGAAGAGCUAGAGAUAUUGAGAGGUAAAGGAAAAGAUCCUAAUGAAAUGCUCCAGGAGUGGGAUCGUGUGUAUGAUUAUGCAUACUACAAUGACCUAGGAGAACCAGAUAAAGGUCGGAAAUAUAUCCGCCCGAUAUAUGGAGGGUCUCCUGAAUAUCCUUAUCCGCGUAGAGUGCGAACAAGCCGCCCCCCAACAAAGAAAGAUCCUCAGACUGAGAGUAGAUUGUCACUAGCCAAGACCAAACACAUAUAUGUUCCAAGAGAUGAAAAGUUUGGGCACGUCAAAUUGUCUGAUUUCAUGGGUGAUACAGUCAAGUCUUUAUCUCAUGGCGUUAUUGGUAUGCUGGAUGCGGUAUUUGAUUGGACACCAAUUAAGUUUAACGAUUUCAAAGAAGUGCUGGAUCUGUAUGACGGAGCAAUUAAGCUUCCAAAUAGUCCUUCACUUGACAAGAUUAUGAAAUUGGUCCCAACAAAAUUCCUGAAAGCACUGUUUCGAAGCGAUGGUGCAGAUUUUCUGAAUUACCCAAAGCCAGAUAUUGUAAAGGUGGAUGAGUUAGCAUGGAGGACAGAUGAAGAAUUUACCAGGCAGAUGCUAGCUGGUAUACAUCCUCUUAUAAUUCGCCGUUUAGAGGAGUUCCCACCAGUUAGUAAGCUAGAUCCUGAAGCAUAUGGAAACCAGAACAGCUCAAUUACCAAAGAAUGCAUAGAAGGAAAGCUAGAUGGAUUAAGUGUGGAAGAGGCAAUCCAGAGUAAUAAGCUAUUCAUAUUGGAUCACCAUGACAUAGUAAUGCCAUACUUAAGGAAAAUCAACCAAGAAACUACGUCAAAUGUCUAUGCCACCAGGACGCUUCUCUUCCUAAAAGAAGACGGAACUUUGAAGCCGUUGGUAAUUGAGUUAAGCCUUCCGCAUUCAAAGGGGGACAAAUUUGGUGCUGUUAGCAAAAUUUAUCUACCAGCCAAAGAUGGUAUUGAAGGCUCCCUUUGGCAGUUGGCCAAAGCCUAUGUAGCUGUUAAUGAUUCUGCUUAUCAUCAACUUAUCAGCCACUGGUUACACACACAUGCAGUGAUAGAGCCAUUCGUAAUCGCAUCCAAUAGACAAUUGAGCAUGCUUCACCCAAUUUACAAACUUCUGCAUCCUCACUUCCGUGAUACAAUGCCUGUCAAUGUAGUAGCUCGUCAGAUUGCUCUUAAUGCUGGUGGGUUGUUCGAGGCAGCUGUCUUUCCCCGACAGUAUGUUGUGCAGUGGACAUCCUCACUGUACAGGAAGUGGGUUUUCACUGAGCAAGCUCUUCCGAAAGACCUUAUCAAGAGAGGGAUGGCAGUUGAGGAUUCAAAAAGCCCUCAUGGAUACAAUCUACUUAUAGAAGACUACCCAUAUGCUGUUGAUGGGCUUGAAAUUUGGUCUGCAAUCGAGACUUGGGUCAAAGAGUAUUGCUCAUUUUACUACAAAUCUGAUGACAUGAUUGCUACUGAUCCUGAACUACAGUCCUGGUGGAAAGAAAUCCGUGAAAUAGGCCAUGGCGACAAGAAUGGUGAGAAUUCCUGGACAGAAAUGAAGACCUUUGAUGAUUUAACAGAAACUUGUACAACUAUUAUAUGGGUGGCUUCAGCUCUACAUGCAGUAGUCAAUUUCGGACAAUACCCUUACUCAGGGCACAUGCCUAACCGUCCGACUAUCAGCCGAAGGUUCAUGCCUGAACCAGGCACUAAGGAGUACACAGAACUAGAGAAAAAUCCUGAUGGCGUUUUCUUGAAGACAGUAACUAGCCAACUCCGAACAUUAGCUUGCCUUUCUGUGAUAGAGCUUAUUUCCAGGCAUUCUGAAGAUGAGGUCUAUCUUGGACAAAGGGAGCCUGGUUGGACUUCUGAUGCUUCACCAUUAGAAGCAUUUGAACGAUUUAGUAAGAAGCUAGUGGAGAUUGAAAACAAGAUCCUAGAAAGGAACAACGAUCCAGAACUGAAGAAUCGGGUUGGUCCAGCUAAGUUACCCUUCACACUACUUUGCCCUUCGAGUGGAGUAGGGAUCACUGGCAGGGGAAUUCCUAACAGUGUCUCUAUUUGAAGCUCUUUUGACUACACUAUGAAGCAAUGAGCACCAAGUUGUAAGGUUAUGAAUUUACUUUAUUUUUUGUUUUGAAAAUAAGAUGCUUGUGAGUAGUCUAGGAAGCAUGAAUAUGAAUAAGGUCACUAAAGAAAUCAGGUUGUAGACUUGUAGAUACAAGCAAAGUUCGUACAUCAGCAAGUAAAAGUUAACUGUAAGAUUUACGUAGGAUCAUAUUGUAAGAAAUGUCAUAUACUGAAAUUGGAAAUCAGUUUUAGCAGGAAAAACCAUAUUUAGAGGAAAUUAUAGGAAAGGAAAACCAUACAGUACGAAUACUAAUUUUCACUUGUUUGGUUGUUUAUGAUAAAUUAUUGAGUUGUUUAUGUUUGUUUUGUAAA